This is a messenger RNA of Branchiostoma floridae (Florida lancelet), 3707 nucleotides long. Its product is annotated as solute carrier family 52, riboflavin transporter, member 3-B-like. Gene Ontology annotation, cellular component: plasma membrane. Gene Ontology annotation, molecular function: riboflavin transmembrane transporter activity. The record is from RefSeq and is a predicted model, not a curated record. The transcript has 3 exons. The coding region runs from base 165 to 1601 and encodes 478 amino acids. Gene Ontology annotation, biological process: riboflavin transport. Lineage: Eukaryota; Metazoa; Chordata; Leptocardii; Amphioxiformes; Branchiostomatidae.
ACAUGUCAAAGGUUACUUUCCCAAGGUGGUGACCGCACGUUGGUGUCUUUCCGAGAAGAAGGAAGAUUGAAGGGCCUCUAAUCGUCUUCUCCCAUCUCUGACACAAGGAAGUCGCUUUUCCUGGUGACUACCUUCUUCAAAUCACUGAGCCAUCUUCAGCAAACAUGCCCAAAGAAGAAAAACUUGAACCUGAAGACGACGCCACGAUGGAAAAACCCAGAAUCAGCAUUCCUGUGUACAUCCUUGUUUGUUUGUUUGGUGUCGGGUCCUGGAUCGACAUCAACGGCCUGUGGGUGGAGCUGCCAAUCAUCGUGCAGCACGCCCCCGAGGGGUGGAGCCUCCCCUCCUACAUGGCCGUCAUCAUCCAGCUGGCCAACAUCGGACCAAUCGCCGUCACCCUGGCCAAUGUGUUCUGUGGGAGGAGAGUCAGCAAUAAGGUUGUGAUCUACAUCAUCGUCACAGUCGGAGCGAUGUCGUGCUUCCUACUGCCGUUCUUUUGGAAGCACACCAGCGUCGUGGCGGGCGCCAACCACAGCACAGCGCUGCUAACCCUCACAUUCCUCCUGGCCUUUGUGGACUGCACCUCCUCUGUCACUUUCCUACCCUUCAUGACGCUCUUCUCUGGUCCCUACCUCACGUCAUACUUCAUCGGGGAAGGGAUGAGCGGACUCCUUCCCAGUUUGGUCGCGCUGGGGCAGGGAGUCGGGGGAAACCCGGAAUGUCACAACGUUUCGUACACCAACUCUACAGUCGUCAAUGGAACCGUGAGGAACUUUACUGAGUAUCACAACGUUUAUGUCACCAAAGAUCCUAACUUCCCAGUAGAGGACUUCUUCUGGUUCCUGUUCACCAUGAUGCUGGUGUGCGGGAUUGCGUUCGUCAUGCUCAACUACCUCCCAGUGGCCAGGAAAGAGCACAUCAGGACUGCAGAGGCUUCAGUGUACAAAGCUGUCCCUAACAGUGAGAAUGGAUACAGCACCUGCGGUGAUUGUGUCGAGAUGGGGUCCACUAAGACUGACAGCUCCUCCAACACUCCUACCUCAAGCGAGAGAGACAUCGACGUUCUGAUAACCAAGAAGAAGGGGCUGUCACGAGGAGGGUACAUCUACCUGCUGUAUGUCCAGGCCUGGGUCAACGCCCUCAGUAACGGCGUCCUCCCCUCCAUCCAGUCCUACUCUUGUCUCCCGUACGGAAACACCGCCUACCAUCUGGCCGUCACCCUGGGUAACAUGGCCAACCCGCUGGCCUGUUUCAUCUCCUUCUUCCUCCCCACCACGUCCUUCCUGCUGGUGGGGGUGCUGUCGCUGGCAGGAACGGCGGUGGGAGCGUACAUCCUGGCUCUUGCAGCCAUGAGCCCAACCCCUGUACUACUAGGGACAACUGGAGGAGUCUUCUUGGUGGUACUUGCAUGGAUCUCAGUAGUUGGGCUCUUCUCCUACGUGAAGGUGACCAUCGGGUCCAUUUUCCGUGAGGAAGGACAGAGGGCGCUGCUGUGGUGUGGAGCAGUCAUGCAGGCCGGAUCCUGUGUCGGCGCCUUCGUCACCUUCCUGUUCGUCAACGUGUUUCCCAUGUUCCAACAGAAUGACCCUUGUGACCUUUAACGUUUCUGAUGCAGUAGUUUCUUUGGGCUGUUCCAAAUUUUUCCUGGGAGGGGGUGUACUGAAAUUGUGAUUGGUCUUUCUUUCACUUAAUCCAAUACUUUAUUUUUAGAUAGGCUUAUCAUGUUUAAAAAAAUUUACUCUCUUCAAUAUUUCGUUAGACUGAUUAAAUCUUGCUUAUAGCAGCCUGCCCAAAAUCCGGCCUCUGUGGGGAGGCGCCAGUUACAGCCCUGGACAGCAGAGUUUGUGUCAUACAGACAUCAAGCUUUAACUUAAAAAAGUUUUAAGUAUUUUCCCCACUGCCUUUCUUGGAAAAUGUUUUGAACAGCCCUUUAUCUAUAGUCAGAAGGAACUUACUGCAAGUCUUUUGCAGUGGUUUUAUUUUCACAGUGCAUGACACAAAGAAUAUGUCUCAGAGUCCCUAUUCUAAAGAAAUUCUUUUUUCACUUACCGCACUAAUCUUGCACCAAAGGAGAUCCAAACAAGACAAACAAAACCCAAAAAAUAGAACCACUGCAAAAGUAGAUGCAAUUACUGUAAAUUACUUUUGAGAUAUUCGUAGACUCUAUAUUUUGACGUUGGUGUUGAGAACUUGAGCCAAAGUGGAAAAGAGAUUAAAAAUUUGUAGCUUUAUUAAAAUGUAGAUUAGAAAAGCAUUUCACCAUGUUUUGCUUAGAGUUAUGCUAUUUUAGUAUUGGUGCUGUGAGAAAAGGUGACACACAUGGAUGUGUAUUUUGUUGUAAACUUUCAGGAGCUGCCACAAUAUCAAGCAUAUUGAAUGUAUAUUUUCAGAAAUAGAUUCAACAGAAUCAUGGUAAUAUAUGACAAAGUCUUGUGUGUUCAGAGUCUUGAUAUUUUGAAUUUUGAAUAUUUUGUAAGGAUGGAGAAACUACCUGUGCCAGAGCAACUGCUACAUGUCAUAAACCAUGACAAUCAUGGCAUCAUAAAUUCAUCAUUACACACUUAUGUUGUCAAGUACAGGGCUCCCUUGGAAAUCAGUCAUCUAGACUGAAGGGACGACCCUUUAAGAUCAAUAAAUAAAUAAAUAAAUAAAGUACAUCGGUAGUGAAAUGUAUUUUUCAAUACCCUUGUUUAGAAAACCUGCCCAAAGUAAUCUCAUACAACAAGAGUUGUAUGGACAGAGUAUCAAUGAACGUCAUGUAUGUUUGGAAAUUUUGGAUUAUACAUAUUUGUAUAUUUUGUGAAGUAAGUCUGGACCAACUAGCUUUAAACAUAUCUUUAGUACUUUAUGAGUCACUAUUAGUAAAUGCCACAGAUGUGUUACAUAUUUAUGUAUACAUUUGCAUAUUUUAGAGAGUACUUAAAGUUUGAUAUUUCUACUGUGAUGAAUGGUAGUAUUUAUUGCACUGUCAUGCACAAGUAGGAACCAGUUCCUAGUGUUACUUUAAGCUUAAACUUUGUUAACUAGUACAUGUAUUUAAGUGGUGUGAAAUGAUGGGCUGAUGCCAUGUUGUAAGCAAGGAGGUUAAAAUUAACCUCCUUGUUGUAAGUGAUUAGGAAAGGCUUGUUUCAGCCAGCCUUCUUCGCGGCCUUUCAUGAGCACUGUAGGUUAUUGUUGGGGGAGCACUGAUUCGCGAUUUUCAACAUAUGGGAAGGUCUUGUUGGCGCUUUGUGUCAUAAGAACCAUGCCAAUGUGUUUAGAAAAAUGUGAAUCUGUGUUCCUCCCAAUAGUAACUGUUAACGUUCAUGGAAAACUGCGAAGGAGGAUCUAGGAUUUGUGUCAGCUUUGUUUGGACAUGUCUGAAAUGAUGUUACAAAGCACGUGUAGUUUUUCAAGUGGUUUAUUCUUCUGGAAGAUAAUUUCAGGUCUCCCUUUAUGAAACACAGAAUACCAAUGACACCGAAUGUCAUUGAGCUUUAGAGUAGUUACAAUGCAUCUGUAAGAAUGGUGCAUUCAAUGGAUUUACUGUGAUGAUCUUGCAUGACAUUUCUCAAAAUGUUAUUUUUGUGGUGCAAUUAGUACAGAUGUUUUGCAGUAUCUUUCAGUGCAUUAGAAUGGAAGCUGCUUUAGACUGAAUGGAAAUUAGGACGAACCACCUGUUGCUUUACUUCAAUGAUUCAGGAAAUAAAUGUGUGCCUCCUACUCCA